ACACCUUUUCUGUUUCUCAUCGUCUCUCGUCCAAUCCAACUGAAGCCAAUCACCACCACCGUCUCACCCAUUUCAGCUGCUGCACAGUGCCACACUAUAUAACAAAACCACCGAGAGCCGCCCAAACCCAAGGGGCAGCACCGACCGACGCGUCGACCCCCACAUCCACCAACCCUCGCACAAAAUGGGUCUUGUAAGUUCGCUGGGACAAUAUUCCCUCUUCGGAGACUCCUUCGCUGGAAUCCUCGCCUCCCUUCUCGUCGCGUUCGUCAUCGGAAAUGUCCUCCAGCAAUUCCGUCCGCGGGAUAAGAGUACCCCGCCGGUGGUUUUCCAUCUGUUUCCGUGGUUUGGGAGUAUGAUCACCUAUGGUAUCGAUCCCUACAAGUUCUUCUUUGGAAUGCGCGAGAAGUAUGGCAAUGUUUACACCUUCAUCAUGGGCGGACGUAGAAUUACCGUUGCCCUCGGCGUCGACGGCAACGAACUCGUCCUCAACGGCAAACUCUCCCAAGUCUCCGCCGAGGACGCAUACACCCCCCUCACCACCCCCGUCUUCGGCGAGGACGUCGUCUACGACGUCCCCAACCACGUCCUCAUGGAGCAGAAGAAGUUUGUCAAGUUCGGUUUGGGUAUCGAGAACUUCAAAGCGUAUGUCCCGCUCAUCGUAGGUGAAACGAAGAAGUAUUUCGAAUCUUCUCCGUACUUUCAGGCUGGGUCGGGUAAGACAUCUGGUUCUGUCCCCUUGUUGAAGGCUAUGUCCGAGAUCACCAUCUACACCGCUUCGCGUACCCUGCAAGGAAAGGAAGUCCGUGACGCACUCGAUGGCUCUUUCGCCGAUUUGUACCACGACCUCGACCGCGGAUUCACCCCUCUCAACUUCAUGUUCCCUAACUUGCCUCUCCCGUCUUACCGCCGUCGUGACGUCGCUCAGAAGAAGAUGGCGCAGACGUACAUGAACAUCAUCAAGAAGCGUCGCGAGACUGGCGAGACCCCCGAUACCGACAUGAUCUGGUCCCUCAUGAACGCCAAGUACAAGGACGGCCGCGCCCUCACUGACAAAGAAAUCGCACACAUGAUGAUCGCCCUCCUCAUGGCCGGCCAACACACCUCCUCCGCAACCGGAACCUGGGCUCUCCUCCACCUCGGCGCCGACAAGAAACUCCAACAAGACCUCCUCGAAGAACAAAAACGCGUCUGUGGCGAGGAUUUGCCGGAGCUGCAGUAUGAGCAUCUGAAGGAUUUGACACUUUUGAACUAUGUCAUUCGCGAGACGCUCCGCAUGCAUCCUCCUCUUCAUUCCAUUAUGCGUCUCGUUAAGGCCCCCAUCCAGGUCCCCGGCUCGGACAUCAUCAUCCCCGAAGGCCACUUCCUCAUGGCCGCACCCGGCGUCACCGCCGUCGACCCCGCUCACUUCCCCAACCCCAACACCUUCACCGCCGACCGCUGGUCCAAAAAAUCAGCCGACGUCGAUAUCGAGGAAAAAAUCGACUACGGCUAUGGUCUUGUUUCGAAAGGCGCAGCAUCCCCCUACCUCCCAUUCGGCGCGGGCAGACAUAGGUGUAUUGGAGAGCAGUUUGCGUAUGUGCAGUUGGGGACGCUCAUUAGUGCGUUUGUGAGGGAGCUGGAGUGGGAGAGUGUUGUUCCGCCGCCGGAUUAUUCUAGUAUGGUUGUUUUGCCUGCUGGGGGGAGUGAGAUGAGGUGGAAGUUGAGGAAGUGA
This is a messenger RNA of Saitoella complicata NRRL Y-17804, 1714 nucleotides long. Its product is annotated as sterol 14alpha-demethylase. NCBI's taxonomy places the organism in Eukaryota, Fungi, Ascomycota, Saitoellomycetes, Saitoellales, Saitoellaceae. The record is from RefSeq and is a predicted model, not a curated record. Gene Ontology annotation, molecular function: monooxygenase activity; heme binding; iron ion binding. The coding region runs from base 185 to 1714 and encodes 509 amino acids. Gene Ontology annotation, biological process: ergosterol biosynthetic process. The transcript is spliced from 2 exons.